Messenger RNA from Thrips palmi, 2285 nucleotides. Its product is annotated as isocitrate dehydrogenase [NADP], mitochondrial-like. Gene Ontology annotation, cellular component: mitochondrion. The coding region runs from base 193 to 1530 and encodes 445 amino acids. Gene Ontology annotation, molecular function: isocitrate dehydrogenase (NADP+) activity; magnesium ion binding; NAD binding. The transcript has 10 exons. NCBI's taxonomy places the organism in Eukaryota, Metazoa, Arthropoda, Insecta, Thysanoptera, Thripidae. The record is from RefSeq and is a predicted model, not a curated record. Gene Ontology annotation, biological process: isocitrate metabolic process.
AACACUUGUUUUUAUCUCACUUAACACUCUCAACCCGUCGUCGGCGUACUGCCGGCUUCAGUGAGUCCGUCCCAUUGAAGCGUCAUUAUCAGUCGCAGUCGCCCUUCUUGGCGUUGGACUUGAGACUGCCAGUGUCGUUCGCCGUCUUGGUUCGUCGUCGCAAUCCUCAGAGAUCCUCAGACGCAGUAAAGGAUGGCGGGCACCUUGACCAAGCUGUGCAAGUCGUUGGGGCAGGUUUCACCCCAAGCAGUCAACUUCUCCGCCCCUGCAGUCGCAGCAUCCCGGCGCCACUAUGGCAGUGUCAAGCGUGCCGAGUGCACCAAACCAGUGGUGGAGAUGGACGGUGAUGAGAUGACUCGCAUCAUCUGGGCCAGCAUUAAGGAGAAGUUGAUUCUUCCUUACAUCAAGGUAGAGUGCCUGUAUUACGAUUUGGGCCUGCCUUACAGAGAUGAAACCAAUGAUCAAGUCACCAUUGAUGCUGCACAUGCUGUUCAGAAGCACCACGUUGGCAUUAAAUGUGCAACAAUCACCCCAGAUGAGGCCCGUGUUGAAGAAUUCAAACUGAAGAAAAUGUGGCUUAGCCCUAAUGGUACCAUUCGUAAUAUCUUGGGAGGAACUGUAUUCCGUGAGCCUAUUAUGUGCAAAAACAUUCCCCGUCUUGUCCCUGGAUGGACCAAGCCAAUCGUCAUAGGGCGCCACGCACAUGGUGAUCAAUACAAGGCUAAAGAUUACGUGGUCACAAGACCAGGCAGGAUGGAGCUUGUCUUUACUGAUGCUUCAGGGAAGACUGAAAGACUGGAAGUUUUUAAUUUCCCAGGCAGAGGAGUUUCUCUUGGAAUGUACAAUACUGAUGACUCCAUUGAAGCUUUUGCUCACUCCAGUUUUCAGGUUGCUUUGAAAAACAAAAUGCCCCUUUACCUAUCAACCAAAAACACUAUUUUGAAGAAAUAUGAUGGAAGGUUCAAGGAUAUCUUUGAAGAAAUUUAUAACAAGACCUACCGUUCUGACUUUGAAAAGGCUAGAAUUUGGUAUGAGCACCGGUUAAUUGAUGACAUGGUUGCUCAAGCUUUGAAAUCCGAUGGAGGCUUUGUGUGGGCCUGCAAAAACUAUGAUGGUGAUGUGCAAUCUGACAUUGUUGCUCAAGGAUAUGGCUCUCUUGGCUUGAUGACAUCUGUUCUAAUGUGCCCUGAUGGCAUAACUAUUGAGUCUGAAGCUGCCCAUGGCACAGUAACUCGCCAUUAUCGGCAACAUCAGAAAGGUCUUCCAACUUCUACCAAUCCAAUUGCGUCCAUCUUUGCCUGGACUCGUGGGCUGGAGCACCGAGCCAAACUGGAUGGAACUCCUGAUGUGGCUAGAACUGCUAAAGCCAUGGAAGAUGCCUGUGUUGAAUGUGUGGAAGCUGGUGAGAUGACCAAAGAUUUGGCAAUCUGUAUUCAUGGCAUGGCAAAUGUUAAAGAAUCAAUGUACCUGAACACAGAAGAUUUCAUGACUGCUGUGCAGAAACGCCUUGACCACAAACUCAAGAAUUGAAGCUGUUAGCAUGAAAGUUAUGCCCACUUUACUAAACCUCUCAUUUUUUCAGAAAUGUGGUCUAUCUAUCACAAUAUUGAUUUCAAAUAUUUUCUGAGGUGUGGGCACAUGCUGUGUGGAACCAUCAAAAGACCAUGUUUUAUUGUUUUGAGAUUAAUGUUUUAAAUACGCUUAGUAAUUAUGCCAUAAUUUAGGAAACCAGUAUCUAAAGUUUGAUGGAAUAUGAAGUGCUACAGAGGGAUGAUGAAUGGCAAAAAGUUACUUGCCCUCCUCUUUAAUCAAUUGUUAAUGCCUAAGAAAUGUCCAUUCCAGCUUGGUUGUCCUAUGUCUUAUACUUUUUUUUUCUCAAUCUCUGUAAAUAAAAAUCAACUUAGUCAUAAUUGGGGCUACGCUCCUUUUAAAAGGAGAAUUUGUUCCUGAAGGUUCCUAUGAUGAGACUUUACUUCCCUUGAGAUUUUUUUAUGACAUUAUUCAUGUGCUGUCAUCAACAAACAUGCCACAUUUCAUUACCCUUCUGAUGAUUAUUUGAUUGUUUAAGCCACAACUUCCAAUGUUGUUUCCUUUGUAAGAUUUUUCAAUCAUCAUCCACCUACUUCUGUGAUAAGCACAAUGCUUUGUAGUGUUUGAUAUUAUAUUGGUUCCCAAGAUGAAAUAAACAUGUUUGUAAUCAUAUUUUGAAACAAUCAUAUCUAUCAUUAUAUUUGUCUAUUUGAUUUGUCACAAUUUUUUAAAAGAAUAAAUGCUAAAAUCUUCCA